GACCUCCUGAGGCAUUGUUUCUGAAGUCUCAUAGUGUCACUUCUACCAGAUAUCUUUGGUAAUGUUUCUCUUUCUUCGGAGCUCUUAGAGAACUUCAAGGGAAGAGGGGAAAGGCAAAGGAAUGGUAAGGAGCGCCCAGACUAGCUAUAUUUGAAGAGAUUCUUCACCAUUACACAAACUCCCAUUGUCUUCUACACACAUGCAGAUGAAAGAGAGAUGCUGGAGUACUGCAAACACCUCUUAGUAUCCAAAGGAAAGGCCAAUGCCACUGGUAUCCUGAACUGGAAACAUUCUCUAAAUUUACACCAGUUUCCUGGGGAGAGAGCUCCUGGAAUGGUGUGGUUCUAAAACAUGAAACUUGUCCUCAGUAGAACAAGGGAGAUCCUCAGAGGAAGCAAUCCUAUUCCUAGGCUCUCUUCAUCAUGUCUUGAUAAAACUCUGCCUAAGAUACACUUCCAACCUUAAAAGUUUCAUUCCAAAAAGAGAUUUGUGUUUGCAACCUGUAUUCUACCACUCAAAUAUCUGACUCCUAUUUUGAUGACCAUAUCUCUGCAGCUGGAGUCCACAUCGCUACAAAGCUGGAGGGGAAAGAAGCAGCAGGGAAUUCAAGAGAUACUGAUCCCAAGAAAAAUCUAAAACCGGUUACUAGGCAGGCAUUCACUGAUUUUUCUCUGUGUGUUAAACACCAGGAUGAGCUCUAGAAGCAGGGGUGACCUGGUGAAGAGGCAUCAAGUCAUGCAUACAUUGCAAAACUACUCUGUUCGACCUAUGAAUGGCUGUAGUCUUCACUGGCACACACAUCAACUCGGACAUCUUCCUUCAACAAAUUCCUUUGUCCAAAAAUUAAACCUAGAACUGCAGAAAAGAAGUUGUCAGUCACUAUCACAGUAGGUCACAGCAGCUCUGUCAUAUGAUGGAUGGUCUUAAGUCCCAGUGUCACACACCCCACAUUAUAGCUAAAAACAGUCACCCAAAAGGUCCCUCGUCUGAGCAGAUAGACAAGAGCACAAUCACGCACCGGUCAACCCCUCAUUCCACUACCCUCCUUUCGGAAACGCACACACACACACACCCUGGUACACAGGCAUUAACUCCAGGCGCAUAUCUCUUUGCACCCAGGGAGCUCCUGGCUUCCUCAACCCGAGAGUCUCCUUCACCUAGACCAGGUCACCACUCUGUGCCAGGCAACUAUUAGACUCCGAAGAGGAGCCUGCGAUUAAAGUUUGAAAGCGGCCCCGAAGGUCUGUGGGAAAUGUAGUUCAAGACUGGAAAAGCCCGGAUGUCGACAAGGCGCGCUUAGUCUGAGGCCCAGAGGAAUGCGCUGCCGAGACCGCAGGGAAACAGCGCCUAGCAAUACGCAGGCGCAGACUCUUGGCCAGUGGCCGAAGGUGAAUAGACUCCAGCUCCAAUGGAUUGGGACCUGGGAAAGAAAAAAGUCAGAGACAAGAUGAAGCCAACAUGACUGAUACUACUAUAAUUUAGCCUUUGCUGUUUUAGAAAUUGUCCGUUUUCUAAAGAGGAGUGCAAAGGAAAGACUGGUCUUCUCUUGCAGAUCUCAAAAUCAUGGCUCAGGAAUCAGUGUCAUUCAAAGAUGUGACUGUGGAUUUCAGUCAGGAGGAGUGGCAACACCUAGAUUCUGCUCAGAAGACUCUAUACAUGGAUGUGAUGUUGGAAAACUAUUGCCAUCUCAUCUCUGUGGGAUGUGACAUCACCAAACCUGAUAUGAUCCUCAAAUUAGAACGAGGAGAAGAGCCCUGGAUGUCAUUUGCAGGUCAUGCCUGCUUAGAAGAAAACUGGAAAGCUGAAGACAUUUUAAUGAAAUUCAAGGAACACCAAGAUAAGUAUUCUAGAUCAGUUGUGUGCAUUAACCACAAAAGACUUGUCAAGGAGAACAGUAUAUAUGAAAAGACACUUAAUCUAAUCAAAAAACCUGUUGAUUCAAAAAAUCUACCUCCUGACUAUGACACUCAUGGGAAGACUUUGGAAAAUGUUUCAGGAUUAAUCAUCAGUAACCUAAGUCCUUCAAGAAAGAGAAUUAAUGAGUACAAUGGAUUUGGGAGAUCACUACUUAAUAAUAGGCAAGAAACAGCUCCUCCUGAAGUAAAAUCCCAUAAUCAAAGUGACAGGACCUUCUGUCAUAAUGAUGUGCUUAUACAGUAUCAGAAGAUGGUAACUCCAGCACAGUCAUUUGGAUACAGUGAGUGUGAGAAAUCAUUCCUUAAAAAGGGAGGCUUGAUCACACAUAAUAGAGUGUAUAGAGGGGAAACCCUACCUGUAUAUAAUAAAAAGAGAAGAGCAAACAAUAUUGAAAAAAAACAUACAUGCACUGAAUGUGGGAAGUCCUUCUGCAGGAAGUCAGUAUUGAUUCUGCAUCAGGGAAUUCACACAGAGGAAAAACCCUAUCAAUGCCAUCAGUGUGGGAAUGCAUUCAGAAGGAAGUCCUAUCUUAUUGAUCAUCAGAGAACUCACACAGGAGAGAAACCCUUUGUUUGUAAUGAGUGUGGUAAGUCCUUCCGCCUAAAGACAGCACUCACAGAUCAUCAGAGAACACAUACAGGGGAGAAGUCAUAUGAAUGUCCACAAUGUAGAAACGCCUUCAGAUUGAAGUCACACCUCAUUCGUCAUCAGAGAACUCACACAGGAGAGAAACCAUAUAAGUGUAAUGACUGUGGAAAGUCCUUCCGCCAGAAGGUAACACUCUCUCUACAUCAGAGAAUUCAUACGGGGGAGAAACCUUAUAUUUGUAAAGAAUGUGGAAAGUCUUUUCACCAGAAGGCAAACCUCACUGUACAUCAGAGAACUCACACAGGAGAGAAACCCUAUAUUUGUAAUGAAUGUGGGAAAUCCUUCUCUCAGAAGACAACCCUUGCUCUUCAUGAGAAAACUCACAAUGAGGAGAAACCCUAUAUUUGUAAUGAAUGUGGAAAGUCUUUCCGCCAGAAGACAACCCUAGUAGCACAUCAAAGAACACAUACAGGGGAGAAAUCUUAUGAAUGUCCUCACUGUGGGAAAGCCUUUAGAAUGAAAUCAUACCUCAUUGAUCAUCAUAGAACUCACACAGGAGAAAAACCAUAUGAAUGUAAUGAAUGUGGGAAAUCAUUCAGUCAGAAGACAAAUCUCAAUCUACACCAGAGAAUUCAUACAGGAGAGAAACCCUAUAUCUGUAAUGAAUGUGGGAAAUCCUUUCGCCAGAAAGCAACUCUGACUGUACAUCAAAAAAUACACACAGGGCAGAAAUCCUAUGAAUGUCCUCAGUGCGGGAAAGCCUUUAGCAGGAAGUCUUAUCUCAUUCAUCAUCAAAGAACUCACACGGGAGAAAAACCAUAUAAAUGUAAUGAAUGUGGAAAGUACUUCCGCCAGAAGACGAAUCUUAUUGUACAUCAAAGAACUCACACAGGUGAAAAACCCUAUGUUUGUAAUGAGUGUGGUAAGUCCUUCAGUUAUAGGAGAAGCCUCAUUGUCCAUCAGAGAACACAUAAGGGAGAAAACAUGGAAAUGCAAUAAAUAAAGUGGUUUCUUUGUGAAGUCUUUCCAAGUUAAUGUAAACCUUUAGUUUUAAAAACAAAAGCAUGCUUAAACAUGUUGAUGUAAUUUUAAUCACAAAGUUUUUAAAGUUCCACACCACAAAACUACUGUUUAUUGCAUAUGAAAUGUGUAUGAUCAUUAUUAUUAGGUUGUAGCUCUGACACUAAUUUUCAGUUAUUUAAAAAUAUAGUACAUGUAGAAGCAAAUUACAAAAUGGUAUCAGCACUGAUCACCAUAAAUUUUUUAAAAAUAUGAAUUCUAAUUAUUUUUGCAGUCUAUGUAAUAAAAAGUAGUUUUUACUUCCCCAAAUAUUACCACUUCUACAAAAAAAAAAAUGAUUACCAUUUCCCUGGCUUAUAACCUCAUUAAACUAGUUUAUGCAUGCUCUCAAACUUUAUUUAUAUAUGUUUUACUUAGACAUCGUGAAUUCAUGUCCUUCUUUGUUUCCCUGAACAUUUUAAAGAUCUGUAUAAUAUUCCAUGUGGUAGUAGUAUGUUCUUUUUUAUUUUGUAUACUAUAUCAUUUUAAUAAUAUACUGUUAUUUAUCCUGUUGGCAGAUAUUUGUAUUUUUAUAAUUUUCUAUUAUAAUAAAAUACUGCCAUAAAUAUUCUUGUUUA
This is a messenger RNA of Marmota monax (woodchuck), 4142 nucleotides long. RefSeq names its product zinc finger protein 567 (gene Znf567). The transcript is spliced from 6 exons. Gene Ontology annotation, biological process: regulation of DNA-templated transcription. The record is from RefSeq and is a predicted model, not a curated record. NCBI's taxonomy places the organism in Eukaryota, Metazoa, Chordata, Mammalia, Rodentia, Sciuridae. Bases 1564 to 3504 code for a protein of 646 amino acids.